Molecule: messenger RNA, 7449 nt
Organism: Heterocephalus glaber (naked mole-rat)
Lineage: Eukaryota; Metazoa; Chordata; Mammalia; Rodentia; Bathyergidae
Source: RefSeq, a predicted model, not a curated record
UCUUCUGCCUAAAUGUUAAUAUUUAUCAUUUACAGCCAGCCACUGCCCACUUUCAAAGGUGAAAACAGUAAAAUUUAUGACAGGUGCGCUAUCAGUCCAGCGGAGAUAAAAGGAGGAGGUGUGCUAAGCCAUUCGCCCAGAGGUCCUGGACACCUGAGCAUCUGACAUGGGGCUGCAGCCGCGGUCCGGCGUUCUCCUUGUGGGGCUGCUGCUGGGGCAAGGGAUCACCCAAAUCUAUGUGUCUUCUGGAGAGAACACACUGGAAGGCCAGCGAUGGCCAGAGUUGCAGACUGUGAAGAAUUUUCCAUUCCUGUGCAACCCAAAGAAGUUAGGAGUGAACGUGCCUUCUGAAUCAGUGCACUCUCUGACACCUGCUGACAUCAAACUCAUAGCAGCCAUUGGCAACAUGGAAACUCUUCCAGACUCUGGGACAGUCCACCUGGAGGAGAGCGAAAGGAUUGAGAAGCCACUGUCAGCCUGCAUGGGCAUGAUGACUGUCCUUUCAGGCAUCAUCAGCCACUUCAACCCUUCUGUUCUGAUGCCCAUGUGCCCUCCUGGAAAUAGCACUGCUCCCCACAACGGUGUUGAAGACUUAUGGAUUCAGGCUGAAGAACUGGUGAGAAGCUUGAAGCAGAACCCGCAACUUGAUUUCCGCCAGGACUGGAAACUCAUCAAUGUGUUCUUCAGUAAUGCAAGCCUGUGCUACCUGUGUCCCUCUGAUCCUGAGGACGGGCCCUUGAGUGACUGGGACAAGCUGACUGGGGUGCUGCACUACCUGCACCAGGAGGUCCCCCGAGCAUUUGUGAACCUGGUGGAUCUCUCUGAGGUUGUAGCCAUGCCUCGCUGGCAUCAGGGGACUUGGCUCAGCAGGCCAGCUCCGGGGUCCUGCGGUUGCUCAGGGGAGACCUCAAAGCUGGCCACGGUUGUGAGGCAGUGGUCCUAUCUGGAAGCCUGGGACAGGCUCCUGGCCUCCAGCAGCUUCAAUGAGCAGGAGUCCUUCGCAGCGGUUUUCCAGCCUUUCUUCUACGAGGUGUCACCUCCUGGGGAAGGGCCCCAGGCCCAGGACCCUAACACACUUGCCCUGAGCCUCUGGAACAACAUGAUGAAGCCAGUGGGACAGAAAGAUGAGCCAUUCGGUGCCAUAGAGAGGAGGCUGAUAAAGUGUCCGUCUCAGGAGAGCCCCUAUCUGUUCACCUACAGGAACAGCAACUACCAGUCCAGUUUGCUAAAACCCCAGAGGCAGCCUGAGGUGAGAGAAGGAACAGAGACCAGCUGUCCUGACAAGAGUCCUUCCAACUCAAUUCCCACCUCAGUUCACAGGCUGAAGCCAGCUGACAUCAAGGUCAUUGGUGCCUUGGGAGACUCUCUCACGGCAGGUAAUGGCGCCGGAUCCAAGUCCUGGAAUCUCCUGGACGUCUUAACUCAGUACCGAGGCCUAUCCUGGAGCUGCGGCGGCGAUCAGAACAUCAGCACGGUGACCACGCUGGCCAACAUCCUCCGAGAAUUCAACCCCUCUCUGAAGGGCUUCUCCACUGGCACUGGUAAACAAAACGAUGCUGGAGCCUUCUUUAACCAGGCUGUGGCAGGAGACCGCGCUGAGGAUUUAGCUGACCAGGCCAGGAGGCUGGUGGACCUCAUGAAGAAUGACGAGAGGAUCAAUUUUCAGGAGGACUGGAAGAUAAUCACCGUGUUCAUAGGAGGCAAUGACCUCUGUGACUUCUGCAAUGACCCGGUCCGCUAUUCCCCCUCCAACUUCACGGACAACAUUAGGAAGGCUCUGGACAUCUUCCAUGCUGAGGUUCCUCGGGCAUUUGUGAACAUGGUGAAGGUGCUCCAGAUCGUUAACCUGAGGGAGUUAUACAAGUCAUAUAGGGUCAUCUGCCCACGGUUGUUCCUCAGGUCUGUGUGUCCCUGUGUCCUGAAGCCUGCUGAUAACUCAGCAGAACUUGACUCCCUCAUUGAUGUGAACAAGAAGUAUCAGGAGGGGACUGACCAACUGAUUGAGAGUGGACGAUAUGACACAAGAGAAGACUUUACAGUGGUUGUGCAGCCAUUAUUUGAAAAAGUGAACAUACCAAAGACCUCGAAGGGCUUUCCUGACAAGUCUUUCUUCGCCCCUGACUGUUUCCACUUCAGCAGCAAGACUCAUGCCCGCGCAGCUAGCGCCCUCUGGAAAAACAUGCUGGAACCCGUUGGCCAGAAGGCAACACAACAUAAUUUUGAAAUCAAGAUCGACAUCGUUUGUCCAAAUGAGGUCUCCCCGUUCCUGAGAACCUACAAGAACAGCAUAGAGAGCCAUGGGACAAGGCUGUCAUGCAAGGAGAGGACCCCUUCUGCCUCACCUCCCACUUCAGUGCAUGCCCUGAGACCUGCAGAUAUCCGCGUUGUGGCUGCUCUAGGGGAUUCUCUGACUGCCGGCAGUGGAAUCGGCUCCAAACCAGGUGACCUCCCUGAUAUCACCACACAGUAUCGGGGGCUGUCAUACAGUUCGGGUGGGGACGGCUCCCUGGAGAAUGUGACCACCUUAUCCGAUAUCCUCCUGGAGUUUAACAGAAACCUCACUGGUUACGUGGUGGGCACUGGUGAUGCCAGCGACGCAAAUGCAUUCCUCAACCAGGCUGUUCCUGGAGCGAUGGCUGAGGACCUCAUGAACCAAGUCCAGACUCUGGUGCAGAAGAUGAAAGAUGACCAUAGAAUACAUUUCCAUGAAGACUGGAAGGUCAUCACGGUGCUGAUUGGAGCCAAUGAUUUGUGUCACUACUGCACAGAUUCGAUUCUGUAUUCUGCAGACAGCUUUUUAAACCAUCUCCGCAAUGCCUUGGACUUCCUGCACAGAGAGGUGCCCAGAGCCCUGGUCAACCUCGUGGACUUCAUGAAUCCCAGUGUCAUGCGGCAGGUGUUCUUGGGGAACCCAGACAAGUGCCCAGUGCAGCAGGCCAGCACCUUGUGCAACUGUGUCCUGACCCUGAGAGAGAACUCCCACGAGCUGGCCAGGUUGGAUGCCCUCACCCAAGCCUACCAGAGCAGCAUGCACGAGCUGGUGGAGUCAGGCCGCUACGACACCCACGAGGACUUCUCGGUGGUACUGCAGCCCUUCUUCCUCAACGUCGUGCUCCCUGUCCUGGAGGAUGGGCGUCCAGAUACCUCCUUCUUUGCCCCAGACUGCAUCCACCCAAGCCAGAAAUUCCACUCCCAACUCUCUAGAGCCCUUUGGGUCAAUAUGCUGGAACCACUGGGAGAGAAAACCACUACCCUGGACCUAACAACAGACAUCCCCCUGGCCUGCCCCACUCAGGAGAAGCCCUUCCUGAGAACCCCCCAGAAUAGUAACUACACGUACCCCACCAAGCCAGCCAUUGAGAACUGGGGCAGUGACUUCUCAUGCACAGAAUGGAAUCCUUCCAAUAGUGUACCCACCUCAGUCCAUGAGCUCCGACCAGCAGACAUCAAAGUGGUUGCAGCCCUGGGUGACUCGCUGACUACAGCCAUGGGAGCUCGACCAAGCAACUCCAGUAACCUGUACAUACCCUGGAGGGGGCUCUCCUGGAGCAUUGGAGGAGACGGGGCCUUGGAGACUCACACCACACUGCCCAACAUUCUAAAGAAGUUCAACCCUUCCAUCUUUGGAUUCUCCACCGGUACCUGGGAGGAGACAAAGGGAUUCAACGUAGCAGUGGAAGGGGCCAGAGCUCGGGACAUGCCGGCCCAGGCCCGAGACCUGAUAGAGCGAAUGAAAACCAGCACUGAGAUCAACCUGGAGACAGACUGGAAGCUGGUCACACUCUUCAUUGGCAGCAACGACUUGUGUCAAUACUGCGAGAAUCCGGCGGACCACUCAGCCGAAGAGUAUGUCCAGCACAUCCAGCAGGCCCUGGACAUCCUCUAUGAGGAGCUUCCCAGGGCUUUCAUCAAUGUGGUGGAGGUCAUGGAGCUGGCCGGCCUGCACCAGGGCCAAGGCGGGCAGUGUGCUGUGCUGCUGGCGGCUCAGAGAAACUGUAGCUGCCUCAGACACUUUCCAGACUCCCCAGUGAUGCAAGAGCUGAAGAAAGUGAACUGGAACCUCCAGAGUGGCAUCUCCAGGUUGUCCUACCAGCAGAAGUACAUGCAGCGUGAGGACUUUGCAGUUGUGGUGCAGCCUUUCUUCCAGAACACCUUCAUCCCACUGAAUGAGCUCGGGAGCAGCAGCCUCACCUUCUGGUCUGAAGACUGUCUCCACUUCUCGGAACGCGGGCACGCGGAGAUGGCCAUCGCGCUCUGGAACAACAUGCUGGAACCAGUGGGCCAGAAGACGACCUUCAACAACUUCACCUACAGCCGAGCCAAACUCAAGUGCCCAUCCCCUGUGAGUAAAAGUCCUGCCAGGGUGACCACCUAAUCUCAUCACAGAGCAUUGUUGGAAUUCCGUGUACCUCGCAAGUCUUAUCUUCGUGACAGUUUCCACAUGGAUGAUAUCCUAUCACACACUGGGCACUUCUGACUUUGCUGUUUAGCUUGCCAGUAAAUACCACAGCAAAAGAAUCUCAUUUAUGGCUCUGUAUUUGUAUUCUUACCCAAGAAUCUUUUGAUUUUAGUUAAAGCAAUAACUAUUAGUUAGGACACUUCCACUGUUUUUCCAAAGCCAAGUUUUAUAGUUGGUGCUAGGGACUGAACCCAGGCCUUCACAAUGCUAAGCAACCUUGUACUCUACCACUGAGAUACACCCUCAGCCAGAAAGCAUAGUUUGUGUUAAAGUAGUAAUUUUCUCCUGAGAAUAUAUCUUCAGUGGUACAUUUUUUAAUUUAAUGGUACACAUAUACAGCAAUUCUAUGUAUAUUUCAUAACUGAAUCAAUCCCACAAAUAUCUUAGGCUGAGACAUGUUUUUAAUCUAUAUUUUGGCCAGCUGCCAAAUGCUUCAUAAUUUGGUCUAACACUUGGAAAUGUUUCCAUGUAUGUCCAACAGUGCGUGCAGGGAAAUACCUGUCCUUUUUGUUGCUAUGUGAUUUUCCUUGUUUCAUUUAAUUAUUAUGGCAUGAGGCACUUUACCACUACUAGUAAGAAACUUAAAAGGGGAGGGCAAAGGGGAAAAAAAAGAAAGCUUUUAAACAUUUGUGACACUUAUCAAGUGAAAUUUGUGAGGUUUUGAAUUUAGAACUCUAUGAUUCCAAAUAUUGCUUUUUAAAAAUGUGCUGGUUGUCAAGAUGGAUUGGGUGCUUAAUUUUUAAAUGUUUUGUUGGUUCAUACAUGCCUUCUUAUUACCAGCUUACAUCUAAAGGCACCAGCUAUGUGUAGGGAAGGGCUGGGUAGUACCAGGAGGAAUGGGUAUCACUCAUAUUCAAUUCAGACUUCUGGGGAAGUCCGAUGUGUCUUCCUAUCAGCUCUGAUGAGAUCAUCAUUGUAUUUAUUUUAUACCAUGGCUAGGAAGAGUCCUUUCUAUCAGAGGUCUGCCAGCUCUGCUAUUUGCCUCUUUGCUUUAAUUUAUCUAACAACUUGUCAGACAGAUUUCAAAUUCUGUUUCUGUUACUUGUUAGUUCCAUGACUUUUGGGGACACUCAAUGCAGCACAUUAAGAGAGAAAACUGCCCAUCUGGUAUUCUGUGUGACAUAGGCAUGCCAUUGCCAGGGUCUAGGCACAAAUAAAAUAUUAGGAAGGCAAAAUUCUUCCUUUUAGGUGAAAAAAAAAUGUGUGUAAGUAGUAAUAUUUAGUAUUUUACUCCACCCUAAUGGAUCCUGCUUCAGAUUAGGGUUGGUCCUCAACUGAAUUGGAUCAUGCCCCAGGGAGCAGUUUAUGGCAUCCCUACAACCCAUCCCUACACUAGCAACCCAUGGGGCUCUUCCAAGUGACAGAGGGCAGUUCUCAGUUAAAGCUGUUUGCUGGACUCAGAAUGACUGUGGGAUUGUCCCUGGAGGAAGGGAGAGGGUGUCCUCUGUCCUGGGUAGUGGCCACACACAUUUGAGAACUUAUGGGCUGGACAGAGAAACAAACAUAUAAGCAAAUGCAGUGGGCACUGUGAUACAGGUGCACAGAAGGAGUUGUGUAAGACAGGAGGAGAGACUCUGGAAAACUCAGGGAACAGGCUGUGGACAUUGGGGCUGGGGUUGAAGAGAGGCUGCAUUUCAGUGGGAGGAAAACUAAUCACAGCAGCCUUCACCUUGCAUGGAGUGGUGUGAUGAACAGGAAACUGUUUGGGAAUAUAGAGGUGGUCAGAGCCGAUCAGAAGGUGCAAGAGAGCAGCUGGUUCCUACUAAGGACCUGGUAUAUGCCCUCCUCACAAAGGGGUGGGAGGAGCACAAGUUUGAGCCUAGCCUGGGCAAUCUAGCAACUUUCAAAAAGAAAGCAAUAAAAGGGCCAAGAAUGUGGCAAAGUGCAAAGAUCUUGGUUCAAUCCAAGGUCACACACACACACACACACACACACACACAAGAACUGGGAUGUUUUAUUUAAUUGGUGAGAUGCUAUGUCUCCUACAAUGUCAUCUUCCUUAAGACUUAGGUCUGGGAAACCAUGAAGAAACUUACAAGCUAUGCUGAAGAAUUAGACUUCACCCAGGAAGUAUUUCACUGUGUCUUAUAGACAAUAGGGAUUGUUUUAAGUGGAGGCAUUGCAUGACCAAGGAUUGAGGAUACACUCAAGUGUAGUCCAAGUUCCACUGACAUCAGAUCACUUGGAGAGCUUGUUAAAAAGAUUACAGGGCCCUUCCCCCAUCUUCAAAGCCUGAACUUCUCGGGGUGUACACAGACAGCAAUUUGUGUUUCCACAAACUUUCAAGCUAAAUAUUUUCCUACAGUAAUCAUGCCACUGCCUCAUUCCCAAACGAUCCAGGAAUACAUUCAAAUCCGAGAACAUUAAAAUUGAGCUUGGAGUCUUCAGAAACUUUACACACUAGGCUGCAGGGGCAGUCACCUUAGGGACACCAACUCAUCCUGACCCCUCUUGUGAGCAAACCUUCCAGUGGGAGCCCAAGCCAGGAACAAUGGCAAAGAUGUCACCCACCCUGGCCUCUCCAAGUGCCCAGUGGACAGCCUGCUGGAGCAACACCCUCUGUUGCCUGGAACCAAAUACUUUUUUAGCCUUCCAGAUCUAACUUCAGAGAGCACCUUCUCCUUCAUUCUUCUUCACUUCUCCCAGUCAGGACCUCGGCUCCUUUCCAGGCCUGGAAUUUACUUACUACCUUGACUGCACGUGAAUAGCUUAAUUAAACUGCAUAUGCUGUUGUCUUGUUCCCUGAUAGCUCUGUGCGACUUCCUUCUCUAAUUUCUCUGAGUGGACAGUUUUUACUGCUGUGCUCACAGGGUAGCGGUGCCAUAUUGAUGGACUUUACCUCUGCCCUAAACAAACUCAAUCCCUUGUCCCCUCUAAAAUACUGCAGCUGUAAACGAACCAAGCCCUCUUACAGAUAGCUUCUCACUUACCUUGCCUAAGUCCAAAUGGUUUACACAUGUUUUAUGCCCACAAAAAAAAAAAAAAAAAAA